Molecule: messenger RNA, 1703 nt
Organism: Gossypium arboreum
Lineage: Eukaryota; Viridiplantae; Streptophyta; Magnoliopsida; Malvales; Malvaceae
Product: SKP1-interacting partner 15
Exons: 1
Coding region: 219-1328 (369 amino acids)
Molecular function (GO): protein binding
Source: RefSeq, a predicted model, not a curated record
UCCUGAAUUAGACAAAAUAUAAUGAAAAAUGUAAAAUUGGGGGUGGGAUGUAGGGGCGACGGAGCGUAGACUCCUUAGCCACCUUUGGAAAAGAAAACACAGUAUCUUUACGCAACCCUCAAAUUCUCCAUUUCUUUUAUUUAGUUUAUUUAAUUAAUUAAAACCCCCGUGAAUUGAUCAUCAUCCCCUGCUUCGCAUUGCAUUCUCCAUCGACGAAAAUGGAGGAUUCGCCGAUCAACCGUCUACCCGAAGACACUCUUCAUCAGAUCUUUUCUUCACUCUCCCUUCGUCAGAUCAUGAUUUGCCGCUCCGUUUGCAAGCUCUUUAACCGAACCUUGACCUCUUCCUCUUUCAUUCACCUCAUCUCCGCCCGAUCCCAUCUCCACCUCCUCGCUCUCCGCCCCCCUCACCUCCACCACCAUCACCACAGCCGCCACGCCUCCCUCCACUCCUGCAUCCACGUGUACGAUCCCGAUCAGAACCAAUGGCUUCGAUUCAGUCUCGAUUUCCUUCCCUUCCGAUCUCCUCACCCUGUCGCCUCUUCACUCGGCCUCGUUUACCUCUGGGCCGACUCACCCGACUCCAACAAGUCACUCAUCGUCUGUAACCCCUUGACUCGUCAAUACAGAGUCCUCCCUCAACUUGGCUCGGCCUGGUCCCGCCAUGGCUCGGUGCUAGUUGACUCAAGGAACCGAGUCAUGGUCUUAACAGAACUCGCUGCUCUCUAUUUCUCCUUUUCUCAAAAAACCCAGCAAUGGCUCAAAUUCUCUUCGAAUUUGCCUUCGAAACCCCGAAGUCCCAUCGUGAUUUCCAACUCCGUUUUCGCUCUAUGCGACGUCGGAUCGCCGUGGAGAAGUAAGUGGAAAUUAUUCUCUUGCGCUGUCAAAAAUUUGUUAAACUUAAAUUUAAAUGUCAUGAACAAUAACUGGGAAUGUUUAGAAAGGCACGAAUGGGGGGACAUUUUCGAUAUCAUGAAACGACCGCGUUUAAUACCCGGCGAUGGGAACAAGAUCUUGAUGAUUGGAGGCUUAAAAUCCAAUUAUUCCUUUAAUCAAUCUUGUUCGACGAUUUUGAUAUUGAGAUUGGAUUUGGAAACAAUGGAGUGGGAAGAGGCGACUAGGAUGCCUGAGGCCCUGCACCGCUGGUUUCAGGAUAGUAAAUUUAAGGUCUUUGGAGGAGGGAAUAGAGUUUGCUUUUCUGGGAAGAAAGUUGGGAGGUUGGCUCUUUGGGAUUGCUGCAAAUGGCGGUGGAUUGAUGGGGUUCCCGGAAAUGGAGACGAGCUUUUCCGGGGAUUUACAUUUGAAGCUCGGCUUACUGCAAUUCCUUAAAAUCUUCGCUAGGUGUGUCCUUCCAUUAUUUACUACUUUGAAUUAUUUCUGUAUUUCCUUUGAAUCACUUUGAAUGACGGUGGAUUGAUGGGGCGCCUGCAAACGGGGACAAGCUUUUCUGGGGAACGUUUGCGGUUCCUUAAAUCAAUGCUCAGUAUGUUCUUGCAUUGUUUACUACUUUGAAUCAUUCUUGUUUUUCGUUUAUGUUCUUUUAGUGAAAUGGACGAUUCAGGGUAGUGCAAAAAACACUGUAAUCUGUUUGUCAACACUCAGGACUCAAGAAUGAAAAAGUGAGAUUUGCGUUCAAUUUGUUCUCAGGCAAUGUAACUCGUUAAUUAUAAUGGAAAAGAACCCAAGAAUGUUACAUUUCUUCUA